AUUUACCAAAUUACCAAAUUACCAAAGUACCCGGACAAUCCCAAAGAACCACCAACAUGGAGAUCAAGAAGCCCCAGUCCGACGCCUACGUCUUGGGCGUCGGCAUGACCCAAUUCAUCAAGCCACGCCAGACCCGUUCCUACGUAGAGCUGGGCUUCGAAGCCGGAGCCAAAGCCAUGCUGGACGCACAGAUCAACUACGACGACGUCGAGAUGGGUGUGGGAUGCUUCUGCUUUGGCUCAACGACCAGUGCCCAGCGAAUCUUCUACCAAUUCGGCAUGACUGGCAUUCCCAUCUACAACACCAACAACGCAUGUGCGACUGGGUCCACGGGACUGCACAUGGCUAGGACGAUGGUCCGAGCUGGUGCGGCGGAUUGUGUUUUGGUUGUGGGAUUCGAGCAGAUGCAGCCUGGCUCGAUCAAGAGUGACUGGUCUGAUCGCCCAAGCCCGAUGGGAUUGUCGACAGACCUGAUGGAGGAGACCUAUGGCAAGCACGCCAGUCCGAGGAACGCACAGUACUUCGCCAACGCUGGACAGGAGUAUAUGGACAAAUACGGCGCCAAAGCUUCCGACUUUGCGGAAAUCGGCCGCAUCAGCCACAAGCACUCCACCAACAACCCCUACGCCCAGUUCCAAAAGGAGUACACCCUCGAAGAAGUCGCCAACUCUACCAUGAUCCACGCACCUCUCACAAAACUGCAAUGCUCACCCACCUCCGACGGCGCCGGUGCAGCCGUAAUCGUAUCCGAACGCUUCCUCGCCGCACGUUCGCACCUCAAAUCCCAAGCAAUCCUUAUGGCCGGCCAACAGCUCCAGACCGACGAUCCAUCCCUCUUCUCCAAGUCCGCCAUGGACCUCGUCGGAUUCGGCAUGACCAAGAACGCCGCCCAAAUGGCAUACAAAGAAGCCGGCGUUACCCCCAAAGACAUCGCCGUCUGCGAACUCCACGACUGCUUCUCCGCCAACGAGCUCAUCCUCCUCGAAGGUCUGGGAUUCUGCGAACAAGGCAAAGCCCACGAGAUGGUACGCAACGGAGACAUCACCUACGGCGGCAAGGGACCGAUCAUCAAUCCCUCGGGCGGACUCAUUUCCAAGGGUCACCCCCUCGGCGCUACAGGUCUCGCACAAUGCUGCGAACUCUCCUGGCAACUUCGCGGAUGGGCGAAUACUCGCCAUGUGGAUGCCAAGGUCGCCCUGCAGCAUAACCUGGGACUGGGAGGGUGCGUGGUGAUCAACGUGUACAAGCGAGCGGACGGCCAGGCGAACAAGAAGUUGACGGACGAAGAGGCGAUCAAGGGCACGGCGUGGAAGUAUAAUCCGGCUACGCAGGCGAAGACGCCGAGUAUGGAGGAGAUGCAAGUCGUGAGGUCGAAGAAGGCGAGCGUGCAGUAUGCUUUGGGCGAUACGCCGGAGAAGAUUCAGUCGAGGUUGUAG
Molecule: messenger RNA, 1436 nt
Organism: Zymoseptoria tritici IPO323
Lineage: Eukaryota; Fungi; Ascomycota; Dothideomycetes; Mycosphaerellales; Mycosphaerellaceae
Exons: 2
Coding region: 57-1436 (459 amino acids)
Molecular function (GO): acyltransferase activity, transferring groups other than amino-acyl groups
Source: RefSeq, a predicted model, not a curated record